Chroicocephalus ridibundus (black-headed gull) is the source of this 1832-nucleotide messenger RNA. RefSeq names its product transmembrane p24 trafficking protein 3 (gene TMED3). Gene Ontology annotation, biological process: intracellular protein transport; endoplasmic reticulum to Golgi vesicle-mediated transport; Golgi organization. The record is from RefSeq and is a predicted model, not a curated record. Gene Ontology annotation, cellular component: endoplasmic reticulum; endoplasmic reticulum-Golgi intermediate compartment; COPI vesicle coat. The transcript has 3 exons. The coding region runs from base 79 to 750 and encodes 223 amino acids. Lineage: Eukaryota; Metazoa; Chordata; Aves; Charadriiformes; Laridae.
GCCGCCCCCAGCGGAAGCGCCGCCGGUGCCGGUGCCGGGAGGGCGCCACGUCAGGCGGGGCGGGGCGGGAGCGGCGGGAUGCGUUGCGGGAUGCGGAGCGGGAGCGGCGGGAUGCGUUGCGGGAUGCGGGCGCUGGCGCUGGCCCUGCUGCUGGGCGCGCUGCGGGCCGGCGGCACCGAGCUGACCUUCGAGCUGCCCGACAGCGACAAGCAGUGCUUCCACCAGGAGCUGGAGCGCGGCACCAAGUUCACGCUGGACUACCAGGUGAUCACUGGGGGACACUACGACGUGGACUGCUUCGUGGAGGACCCCAACGGCAGGACAAUCUACAAGGAGACCAAGAAGCAGUAUGACAGCUUCCCGCACCGCACCGAAGUCCAGGGCGUCUACACCUUCUGCUUCAGCAACGAGUUCUCCACCUUCUCCCACAAAACCAUCUACUUCGACUUCCAGGUGGGCGACGAGCCACCGAUCCUGCCCGACAUGAGCAACCGCGUCACCGCCCUGACACAGAUGGAGUCCGCCUGCGUCACCAUCCACGAGGCUCUGAACACGGUGAUCGACUCCCAGACUCACUACCGCCUGCGGGAAGCGCAGGACCGGAGCAGAGCCGAAGACCUCAACGGCCGGGUCUCGUACUGGUCGGUUGGGGAAACCCUCAUCCUCUUUGUGGUCAGCAUUGGGCAAGUGAUGCUGCUCAAAAGCUUCUUCACCGAGAAGAGACCCGGCAGCGGCGGGGCCAGCACCUAGAGCCGCAGCCGUUCUGUGCCCGAACUGCGGGGGGAAGACGGGCGGGCAGCGUCCCAGCGUCCUCCCGGCUCACAUUUACCUCUGGUUUUCACAAGGUGCUGCUGCGGGGAGGCGGCUGGAGGGGAGCAGGGGAUGAUGUGACGCUGCCGAGCCAGGUGGAAAAUGGUCACCCAAGCAUGGGCAUCCCCGAGCCCGUGGGCCACCCCAGCAUCACCUCCCGCUUUGCCUUCACCUGCCCUGUGGCCCCGUCCCCUUGCCCGGCCGCUCUGUCCCCGCUCGCCAGCCCCACCUGGGCCCUUGUCCGACGCCUGGUGCACCUUCAGAGCCCGAUGUGACUGCAAGGUGCAGCCGGGCAUCCAGCAAGGCCGGGCACUGCCCGCUCGCGCCCGCGGGGCAGGGAGCUGUGCCCGGGCUGCCGAGGGGACGGGGCAGCGCUGACCCACCCAGCGCCCACCUCCCGAGCGCUCCUGCAUCGAGCCGGGUGCCGUUAUCCCAGAGGGAGCUGCCCUGCGGCUGCCGGCUCGGUGCCCGCGGGCAGAGGAGGGGCGAGCGCAGCUCCCCUUUCUCCCCGGGGCAGGCACACGCUCCCCGCCGCGGGGCCCACGCCGGCAACAGCGUCCCAGGAGCCGCUGGCUCAAAAACGGAGGCGAGGUUUCAGCAGGAGCUUUUUGCUGGGUGAUUUCCUUUGCUUUGCGAGCCCCCGUCCUCACGGCGAAGCAUUUCCCAGGCCCUUCUCCGUGCCCCGAGCAAGAUGGUAGUUUCAUCCUUGCAGGAGUCCAUGCCUGGGGUGCCCAGCAGACAGCGGCAGCGGGCACAGCUCUGCUCAACCCGUGCUGAGGAAGCCCCAUCCCCGCCCCAGCAGCAGCGAGGACCCCCCUGCACCCCUGGGACUGCAGCCUGGAGCCCCCCAAAACAGAGACCUCCCCCCUGAGAGCCCGGGGAGGCCACCCUGUGCGAGAGCCCCAUGGAGACCAGAGCACUGGCCGCUGCCGCCAGCCCUUGAGCGGGUUGAGGAUCACUCCUCCGGAGCCGGAGCAGCACCACCACUGCUGUUUUACUUUGCCACUGCGUAAUAAACCCCC